This is a messenger RNA of Iphiclides podalirius (scarce swallowtail), 366 nucleotides long. The record is from the annotation of a GenBank genome assembly. Lineage: Eukaryota; Metazoa; Arthropoda; Insecta; Lepidoptera; Papilionidae.
AUGGUGAGAGACAUAUCGGUGAGUCUGUUCUCGGCGUUUGAGACGAUCCACUUGGCUGUGGCGUGCUUCAGCCUCACUCCACGCGCCCCUUCUUCUACCCUCAUCGCCAACUCCUCGUCAUCCUCUUCCCCGGACGUGCGUCAGCAGAAGCUGUCCGUGGCCACACCACGGAGAUUAAUCAAUCGAUGCAUACCGACGCCGAGAGCCGUGCCAAGCGAGUGCCAGUCGCCGAAAAGCCCCACGGAAGCCGCCAGAUGUCAGCGCGGUGCUGAUGACGGCAUUAAUUACUCCCAACUGACAGCUCCGGCAUGUCUACCGUCACAAGGCACGAAACGAAUGAUUGGUCGUCAUUGCCGUGAUCUGUCG